Messenger RNA from Styela clava, 1045 nucleotides. RefSeq names its product transmembrane emp24 domain-containing protein 2-like. The record is from RefSeq and is a predicted model, not a curated record. Lineage: Eukaryota; Metazoa; Chordata; Ascidiacea; Stolidobranchia; Styelidae.
ACAUUUUCAUAUUUUAGAGUUCAACCCUUUUAAAUAAUAUCAACAAGAAUGAUUAAAUAUUCUAUACCUUUGUUGCUGAUCGCAUUCUCUGCGCAAACAAUUCAAGCAUAUUUUAUAACUGUUGAUGCUCAUGCGGAAGAAUGUUUCUACGACAGAGUUCCGUCUGGAACAAAGAUGGGUCUGAUGUUUGAAGUAGCCGAAGGUGGAUUCUUAGACAUUGAUGUGGAGGUUACUGGCCCAGAUGGUGAAAGCAUCUACAAAGGAAUCAAAGAGUCGAAUGGAAAAUAUGCAUUUGCUGCUCACAAGGAUGGAAUGUAUAAAUUCUGUUUCAGUAAUAAGAUGUCAACAAUGACUCCGAAAAUUGUCAUGUUUAGCGUUGAUAUUGGUGAUUCCCCUAAGAACGAUAGUCCAGAAUCAGAUGCUGAACACCAAGACAAAUUGGAGUCAAUGAUCAAUGAACUUUCUGUUGCAAUGACUGGUGUAAAACAUGAACAAGAGUAUAUGGAGGUUAGAGAAAGGAUACACAGAGCAAUCAAUGACAACACAAACUCAAGAGUGGUAUUGUGGGCAUUUUUUGAGUCCGUUGUUCUUGUUGCAAUGACUCUUGGACAGAUCUACUAUUUACAAAGAUUCUUCGAAGUUAGACGUGUUGUCUGAUGAUCAUCACUACAGAUAUAACAAAGAAUUUAUUUUUAUGUCACAAUUGGCUAUUUGUAGGCCAUUAGGCAAUACAGGCUGUUUGGAACAUGCUUUGCAAAGUACUAUCACAAAAUGCCUGGUUUUAUUUUAUAAUAUGCAGAGAUUGAGCACAGACUGUUUUAAAAUUAUAUUUUGAAGCUAUUUGUAGACACUAAAAAGGAAUUGUAAAAAGUAGGCGCUAAAUGUGUAAGUUGAUUCUGUUUGCUUGAAAGUUUAAUGUGCAGUUUUGAUUUAGUCUUUGGGGUUUGGGUUUACGGGUUCUUCUAGUCUGUUUAAAAUUACUAUAUACACUAUUGUUGCAUUUAAAUUUUAAAGAUUAGUUGGAAAUACAGAAUAUGAUCAGGAA